AUGGGUCUUCUUGCUUCCAACAAUCAUCAUCAACUUCAUCUCAGCCACUUGGAGCAUCGCGUUCCAAUGCCGCGCUCACUAUCAGCCGUCUCGUCCCUCGAGAUCCGAGAUCUGAACAGAGAUCAGAUCCGCUUUUAUCAUCCCGGCUAUCUCAAACCGUUGAACCUUCUUUUUUGCCUCCCGCGGGUGGACUACAAUACCACAGAGGGGGCUUUUGGCGUGCAUUAUUUGACGGCUCUUACGGCGUGUCAGAUUGUCGCGAAUAAUGCUUUUGAGAAGGGUUAUUUAGCGAGAGAUGAGAGAGGAAAGGACAGAGUAUCUGACGAUGAAACGAUACUGCUGCAACGAGACUACUGGUUCUUCGUCGAGGGCGAUGAUCGAUAUGCGAUUGUUCCAAGCUUCAGAGACUGGCAAUUUCCUCAUGACAGACUACCUGAAUGGUGGAGUGUCCCGACCUCUAGAACAUCACUUUAUGCAAAGCGAUGUGCCGUCACAAACACUAGCUAUGCUUUCACAUGGGCACAUCUGAUCCCCAGAGAAGAACAGAGUUGGUUCAGCAAAAAUGGCAUGGGUCUUUAUGGUGGUGGAUCACAUACUAUCGAUGACCCGCACAAUAUUUUACCGCUCAAGGCCGAUCUCUACGUUUGCUUCGACCAAAGCGUGUUUGCUCUUAUUCCAAAGCAAAGCGGUCAAGCAAAUGGAGUCGAAGUAAAUAGCCAAUAUGUUCUUCACGUUCUCGAUGGUAGAGAAGCAGAGUUCACUGCACUAUAUCAGAACCGUCCUGUCGAGACUCUUGUUGAGGGUAGCCGAGAAUAUCUCUUUGCAAGAUUUGCUUGGUCCAUCUUUUCAUUCCUGAAGCCUUUUCUAACAUCCGGCGUCGGACGAAGAGUCGUUAGAUUCCGCCUCAGAGCUUCCGAUGAUGACGCCGAGGAGGAACACUUGAUCUCUGAGAUGCAGAAUGUCUUCCUCGAUUCUCGAAAGCUUGAGUCGCUAUAUGGAGGUGGAAACCGACGGAAGAUGGUGUCGUUGGAGGAUUCAUAUGUGGAUGUUGAAGAUGAAUGGGAUGACGAGCACCCGGGACGGACUGAGAUGGAAGGGUAGUGUGACUUUUUAUGAAUUAUAUACUUGGUCAGCGUGAGGCGAUUGCUAAUGAUUUGUUCUGAUUUAGGAGAAGAAGGCGGUAGUCUUUGAGGACGGUAAUUUUUUAAAUUGGCUUUAAUGAAUUUGAUGAUUUAUGAUUUUGGAGCUGCAACUGUGAUGUUGCUUUGUUUAAUCUGAAUCUUGGACGAACUUUUUAAAUCCAAUCCUCAAUUGCUG
This is a messenger RNA of Fusarium verticillioides 7600, 1317 nucleotides long. RefSeq lists its product as hypothetical. The coding region runs from base 1 to 1101 and encodes 366 amino acids. The transcript is spliced from 2 exons. Lineage: Eukaryota; Fungi; Ascomycota; Sordariomycetes; Hypocreales; Nectriaceae. The record is from RefSeq and is a predicted model, not a curated record.